CAGCAUACGUUGCACCGAGAGCUCAUAUUCGUGUUCCUCUUGACCUGCAUCGCAUCGGUGUUUUGCAUGCCGCAGCUUGGAGCCACCGCUGUCAUUGCUGGCUUUGUUUUAGUCUCCGCAGUCCUGAUCAAGAGAGCCAUGGCUUCAGAGACCUGCACGAGCCCCGAUUCACGCGUCUCGCUGGGCGACGGCAACUCCAUCCCGGCGGUCGGCUUCGGCAUGUAUUACACGCCGCCCGGCGCCGUGGCAUAUGAUAUCGUCAAGGAAGCAAUUAAAAUUGGCUACCGACAUAUUGAUACGGCCGGGUUCUACGAGAACGAGGCCGACGUCGGACGCGCGGUCAAGGACUCGGGCGUGCCGCGCGACCAGAUCCACAUCACGUCCAAGGUCUGGCCGGAAGCCGAGGGCCGGUGGCAGACCGACGCGUACAACAUGGUGCUGGAGCACGUCAAGGCGUCGGUGGAGAAGCUGGGGACCCAUGCUGACUUGUAUUUAAUCCACUGGCCUGUGAAUCCCGAGCAGCGCGUCGACUACUGGCUCGCGCUCGAAGAGGCCCAGAAGCAGGGCCUCGUGAAGAGCAUCGGCGUGUCGAACUUCGGCGUGGCGCACAUGCAGAAGUUAAUUGAUGAUCCGCGCACGACGGUCGUGCCGGCGGCGAACGAAGUAGAACUGCACCCCUUCCUGCGCCAGGACGAGAUCGAGGCCUUCUGCAAGCCUCGCGGCAUUAGAUUGAUUGCGUACUCGCCGCUGUCCCGCGCGAAGCGCCUCGACAACCCCGUGAUCCAGGAGGUCGCCAAGGCCCACGGUGCGACGCCGGCCCAGAUACAUGUCCGCUGGUCCGUGCAACACGGCUACGUGCCGCUCCCGAAGUCGGUGCGGACCGAGCGCGUCGCGGAGAACAUCGACGUCUUCAAGUUCGAGAUCACGCCCGCGGAGAUGGAGAAGCUCGACGCGCUCGACGAGCGCCUCUUCACGGAGUGGGAGGAGUGGGGCAACCUCGACCCGACGAAGAUGGACUAG
This is a messenger RNA of Pelagomonas calceolata, 1020 nucleotides long. The record is from the annotation of a GenBank genome assembly. Lineage: Eukaryota; Pelagophyceae; Pelagomonadales; Pelagomonadaceae.